Messenger RNA from Strongylocentrotus purpuratus (purple sea urchin), 2844 nucleotides. RefSeq names its product alkaline phosphatase. Gene Ontology annotation, biological process: dephosphorylation. The record is from RefSeq and is a predicted model, not a curated record. The coding region runs from base 1 to 1833 and encodes 610 amino acids. The transcript has 10 exons. Gene Ontology annotation, molecular function: alkaline phosphatase activity. NCBI's taxonomy places the organism in Eukaryota, Metazoa, Echinodermata, Echinoidea, Camarodonta, Strongylocentrotidae.
AUGUGCAGUAACUUUUCGUCUCCUCUUCCUAUUCCUCCUCCUCCUCCUCCUCCACCUCCUCCUCCUCUUCUCGUCUUCCUAUCAUGCUCCUUACAGCUGACAAAGGUUGGUGGAGAUCGCCUUCGGGUUCAUCCUCCUCUACACCUCAUGGCAAGAAUCGGAUGGACCAUCGCCAUCGGCAUGAUUGAUGACGAAAACCUUCCAUCUCUACUUCCCUUAUCAUCAGCCAAUGUCAAACAAUCGCAUGUACUCGCUGAAAAGGAACCACAGCCCCACGAAAUAAUCAAAUACCUCUACAACGAAUGUCGAUCAGCAAUGGGAAAAACCAUCCGUGAUCCGUCUCCGGACUUCUGGAACUCGCAAGCCCGUUCCAGCAUCGAACAAGCUCUCGGGCUCGAGGUCAACACCAAACCGGCCAAGAACGUCAUCGUCUUCGUCGGCGAUGGCAUGGACGUGUCCACCGUGGUCUCCUCCAGGAUACGACAGGGGCAACAGGCAGGCGUUGAGGGGGUCAGCAACGUCCUCGCUUGGGAUGCCUUUCCCCAUGGCGGUCUCGUAAAGACGUAUUCUACCGACGCCCAAGCAGCCGACUCUGCAAGCACCUCAACGGCUAUCUUCGGCGGCGUGAAGACCAAGGACGGAGUGUUGGGACUCGACGAUGACGCUAAACGAGGUGAUUGUGCAUCGGCUACCGGCAACGAAGUCGCCUCCAACCUACAUCUUGCACAUGCCGAAGGAAAAGCUACUGGCUUCGUCACCUCUGACAGCGUCACAGGAGCCACGGUUGCUGCCCUCUACGCUCAUUCACCGGAGAGGGAUUGGCAGAGCGACGCAGAUAUACCUCGAAAGCAGGAAGAGUGCAAUGACUUGGCUUAUCAAUUGAUCAUGGAAAACGACUUCAUCAAUGUCAUCCUCGGUGGCGGGAGACAGGAAUUUCUUCCAACUCGCGUCGAGGAUCCUGAGUAUUAUGACGUCACAGGCCGACGUGAGGAUGGGAACAAUCUGAUAGGUCAGUGGCAAGGAGAGAAAGAAGCCUCCAGCUCGCACUACGUGUGGAACAAGGAAGAUUUUGACAACGUUGAGCCUACCACAACCGACUAUCUACUAGGUUUGUUUGAACCCGGUCGCAUGCAGUACGGAGCCGAUCGCGCAGCCGACGGAGCAGGGGAACCUUCCCUGGCAGAAAUGACUGAGAAAGCCAUCAAAGUCUUGGGGAGAGAUGAAGAUGGAUUCUUUCUCGUGGUUGAAAGUGCCUUGAUAGACUUCAGUCACCACGCGGGACGAGCUAACGAUGCCUUAGCCGAGACCAUUGAGCUAGCUGACGCUGUAGACAUGGCAACACAGAUGACCGAUCCCGAUUCCACGCUUAUUGUCGUCACAUCCGACCACGCCCACACCAUGGGCAUCAUGGGAUACCCCAGCAAGGAUAACCCCAUCCUCGGUAUCGUUGAUGAUCAAGAGUCAGCUGACCGCUUGCCCUACACCACAUUGACCUAUCUGAACGGGCCCGGUGGGGUCAAUGUCCAGACCAACUGGGCUAACAACGGCAAUAGACGAGAUUAUAGCGGUGUUGAUACAGAGUCACGAACCUGGCAACAGGACGCCAUCAUCCCUCUUGAAGCCGAGACUCACGGCGGAGCAGACGUCCCCGUUUACGCUCAGGGACCUUGGUCUCACAUCUUUGCUGGCGUUCACGAGCAGAACUACAUCGCACACGCCGUGCGUCACGCCGCAUGCCUUGACGCAGCUGCCAGCAGCGCUUGCGAUUUGAGCGCGACUCAAGAUGACGUCAUGGAAAUGAGAGGAGCUCGCCCCGCCUAUCAGAAGCGCUAAGACACGGUACUUGCUUGUUGAACACGAUGCGUCAUUUCGAUUGCGUCAUUUACAUACGGUAACCAAGCCGAUGAAGGCAAUGCACCCAUACGCCGAUAAUUCAACGAUUUGCUUGCUCCUUUCAUUUUCAAUCACGUUUUGUUUGUUUUCACUCUCACAGGGUGCCUCAAAAAACCGAUUCUACGUCAGGCCAUUUGACGUCUUGUGAACAACGGAUGGGCCGUUUAUUAAUCUCAUAUUUUUCGGAUCAAAUGCUUUUAUUUUUUGCUUGCUCUUCGCUUUUCUUCUCGUUUUCGUUCUUAAUAAUCUGAGUCUUGAAUAUCAUUCUAGUGUUUCUGAAUUGAUUUAGUAUUCAUUAUUUGCCCUAUAAAUCAAUUUGCUAAAUCUAAUGUUUUCUAUGAAUUAUUAUGGUGAAAUGGGAAUAUUAAUAUGAAAAUAGAUUUGCAAACACUGUCAUAUCGCAAGAAUCACACUUCACUACUAAGCAUUCUGGUACAGUUUUUCUUAAGUCGUUUUUCCCCUUCUUUGACAAGCACUUCUGGACGGAAUAUCACUAAACAAAGUUUACUGUUUUACGAACGACGCAUUUAUACUGCAGUCAAUUUUUCACACUAACCGAGUUCCUAAAUUAAAUCAUAACUUGAAAAUUCAUUUUGAUCCCUAACCCUAACCCGACAUCUUUUAUGUCUUUGACGGAAGACGGCAAAUGUCGGUUCACCAUUUCCUCUAAUAUACUUCUAUUUAGCACAUUAUUCAUUUAAGUAGAUACAUCGUCACGGUGUUUUAUUCUCUUAUUUUCGUUCGCUUUGCCUUAGAUUUGUUCACAUUAUUAACACUUUAUUGUACCUCUUAUUGCUCGUGUUUAGAUCUGUAUGUUGAAAACCUAAAUUGAUUACAAAAGAGUAUCAUAAAUCUUUUUAUCGACUAUUGUCUUAUUGUGACGCGCCUGCGUGCGCUUGGAGACAAGACUAGUUAAUAAAGGGUUCGUGAUCGUAGACAUCUUGACACAUA